Molecule: messenger RNA, 9143 nt
Organism: Nezara viridula (southern green stink bug)
Lineage: Eukaryota; Metazoa; Arthropoda; Insecta; Hemiptera; Pentatomidae
Source: the annotation of a GenBank genome assembly
GUUUGAGUAACAAUAUAGCACUUUAUACUGGGUAAAUUUAAUGGGUAAAGUUAAACUAUUUAUUAUAAGCAACUCAUUAUUCUUGUACCACUUCUCCAAUUUUAAUAUGACCUAGACGAUUAUGGAACUUUGAUCAUAUCUUGAUACAGGUUUUGAAUGGUUUCUGAGAAAGCUGUUUAAUUAUUGUGUUAAUCCUUCACUUUUGGCUCAAAAAUAACAUAUUAAUAUUCUCCAAAAAGUAACUAUUUGCAUUACUUGUCAUGAUUCAGUAACAAACUUCUGACAUUUCGUUCUACUUAUUACAGGCGUUUAUUAACUAGCCUAAAUGAAGGCGACAUCAGCCGAACAAAAACGAACUUUGCCGAACUCAUCAGUUUGACACGUUCGUCAGCCACAACAGGUUUCACUUUGUUUGUUAUACUGUGAGAAUUGACAUGUUCAUGUAACAUGUUUUGCCACUAUCAUUAAUGAAGUAAUCUAUAUAAAACUAAAGAUGACUGCAAGAGGGUUAAGUGUCAAUUUAUGCAUGGGUGUUGCUGCAAGAUUAAAAGCUGCUACCCAGUUCUCUGCACAAUAUUGUAUUUAUCAUCAAUGUAUUGACACAAUAGAGCUUACAACUGCACAGACUCUAAUCCUUUCUCUCUUCCAUUGCCUUCUUAAUGGUGACUUUGCGACAAUCCACACUCUACUACCAAUAAUUCCUUACCUCCCUCAACUAAGAUCUUCAUUCAUUGGUGUCUGGUUGAGAGAUGAUUACACAUUUCAUCAGAAGGAUGUUGCAAAGGUUCUGUCCACUCUUGCAAAACUCGUGAAGGAAGGAAAUGUUAUGGUUCCAUUACCAGUUAUCAUAGCCUUUAGUGGACUAGAAGAGAAAUAUGAUGUAUUCAGCUUCUUACGUAAAUCUGGAGAUACAACAGCUCAACAUAUGUUAGCUUGUUUGAACCCUCUAGUCACCAGAGCUACCCAAGUUGGGCCUGAAGGUUUCAAGAAUCAAGAAACAGAGGCAAGAGUUUACACAGAAUCAAUUUCAACUCAAACUGAAAGUCAAUACAAAGAGGUUCCUAUGAUUGGGAUAGCUGGAAAUAGUGCUCAAUCACUAAUAGAAGAGUAUUUGGAUUCUGAAAGAAUGGAAGAUAACAUCAAUAUACCAGAUAUUGAAGGAAAUCUUCCCAUUCAUCGGGCAGCUAUGGAUGGCAGGACAGAUGUCGUUCAAGCUCUUCUCCAGCAGGGUGCAAGGCCCAAUGAUACAAACAGUUUCAAAAUGACACCACUGCAAAUGGCCAUUUCCAGCUGUCGAACUGAUACUAUCAUUUUCCUUUUGUCCCAUGGAGCAUCACUACAAAGUAAAGAUAUAAUGGGAAGGACAGCUCUUCAUCAUGCCGCACACUAUGGUGACCCAGAUGUGAUUAGGCUGCUCUUAUCUCAUCGGGUAAACAAGGAAGCAAAAGACGCUGCAGGCAAUAGGCCACUUCAUUUUGCCUCAAAGUUUGGACACACUCAGGCAGUGCGAUUGCUCAUAAAUGCAGGAGCAAAUAGACAAAUAAUAAUUGCCAGAAUAGUUUCUACAAUGGUUCGUAUAUGUAUGUUAAUUGCGUUAUCCGUUUCUGUUUGCUGCACGGGUGUUGAACUUGAGACUAAGAAAGGGAUCAUCAGAGGAUCGGAAGGUACAUCAAGAAAUGGUAGAUCAUACCGUCAAUAUAUGGCUGUGCCCUAUGCCCGACCUCCUAUUGACAAGCUACGAUUUAGAAAUCCUCAGAUGCAUGAUGGCUGGGAAGGUGUCUUAGAUGCUUCAAAGGAACCUCUACCCUGCAUACAAAAAAUAUCGUUUUCCACUCUUAAACAGAAUUCGACCAUUGGAAAGGAAGACUGCUUAUAUCUAAAUAUCUACACUCCUAGUGAGCCAGAAAAUGAUGAAAAACUUCCAGUAAUGGUCUAUAUUCAUGGUGGAGGCUUCCGGUGGGGAUCUCCUGGUUCCAAAAAUAGUGAAAAAUUUUUCAUGGAUGAAGACAUUGUUCUUGUAACUGUUCAAUACCGCCUUGGAACUUUAGGAUUUUUAUCAACAGAGGAUUCCCUCAUACCUGGAAAUUUUGGUUUGAAAGAUCAAGCAAUGGCCUUGAAAUGGGUAAAAGAAAAUAUUGAUGAAUAUGGAGGGAAUCCUGAUUUAAUUGUGGCUUUUGGUGAAAGUGCUGGAGGUGCUAGUGUACACUAUCUUUUAACGUCUCCAUUAUCAAGAGAUAUCAUUAAAGGAGGAAUAUCUCAGAGUGGUGUUCUUGACGCACCAUGGGCUCUUUCUCCACCUGGCCGUGCAAGGAAAUAUGCUAUGCAUGUAGCUGAUAUGGUUGGCUGUGGAAAAGAUCCAUUACUAGAAUGUUUCCAGUCUCUUCCAGCUGAGCAGUUAGCAGCAACUGAUGCUGAAUUUACUACGUGGGAUUUCGAUCCUGUUGUGGUUUUUCAGCCAGUGAUAGAAGUGAAAAAUAAUGGUGCUUUUAUGAAAGAAGAUCCUAGAACCAUAGAGGUUACUCUACCAUGGGUAACAGGAAUAACAAAUGGUGAAGGAAACUUGAAAUCAGCAGCUCUCAUAAAUCAAGAUCCUUCAGUAUUGGAUUAUUUUAUUGAGAACAUUGAUAAAGUUCUUGCAACUAUAUUGUACAUAGACCCUAAAACACCAAUGGCUGACCAACUUUUGAAUAUGGUGAAAAAUCGGUAUUUUCAAAAUCUUACUGACAAAAAGCACAUCCUGAAAGAACAUGAAAAAUUAUUCUUUGAUUUGUAUUUCGCUUAUCCUAUGAAAAAGGCUCUUGAACGACACACAGGUCCAAAGUAUGCCUACUUCCUCAGCCAUAGACCUGAGCAUUCGAUUACAGACAUGUUCGGACCUAUUAAGUUGAAUUCUUCAAAAGCUUGUCAUGGAGAUGAUACGACGAGCCUGUUUGACAAAUCUGCCUCAUUCCCCAGCAGCAAAGAAAAGCCUGAAGAUAAACAAUUUUCUGAACGCCUCGUUAAAAUGUGGGUCGAUUUUGCAAGAAGUCUGAAAUCCAGUGACCAAAGUUUCAAUAAACAAUGGAAACCUUAUUUAAACAACAACUUUCUCCACUUGAAAACAUAUGAGUUUAUAAUGGAACAAAUUUCAUUGGAUUAUUUGCUGGAAUUCUGGUCCAAAGCAUACAGCCUCAUUAAACAUGUAGAAAAAGACGAACUUUAAUUAUAAAAGUUUGAAAAAUAAGAACUUUGUCACUACUCAUAAUGUUGACAUUUGCUGGAAUCCAAGUGACUGAUUUUUUUAUCAUUUCCCCUUUUUCCGCUGAUCAUAGUGAUGCAUAUUAGGCAACCAAUUUAUUCAUUUCAAAGUGAAGUUAAUAAAUAUGAAUAUAUUUUAUUAUUAUUUACUUCAAAUAGAACUAGAUAAAGACUAAAAGUAUUUACAAGGACAAAAAUCUAACUUUAUAACCUCUUCUUUUCCCUGAAAAUGACUUACAUCAAUAGAAAUAUUGAUUAUUAAUUAAAAAUCAAUGUGUUCAUUUGUGAUUUUUUAUUAAUCACAGUGACUAAUUCACCAUAUGGCCUAUACUAAUUUAGUUCUGCCACACUUACUUAUGACAUCAUACUUUGAUUAGAAUUAAUUACUAUAAAUGAAUGAUAUGCUCACGAACUGAGACCAGUGAUAUUUUGUAACUGACUUACUUGCCCCAAUCGAUAUUCUUAUUUUUUUCAUAUUUUUGCAUAAACCGCUGAAUUAUUAUAUAGUUUUGAAAUAUUUCUGUAUACCUAAAUAAAAAUAAUAAACAAUAUAAAUUGAGAUUAUCUCUUUCAAUUUAAUUUUAUACCUUUUUAGAAAUGUUUGAAAUUAGAAAAACAAGAAAAAUGUUACAUUAUUUUGUAUUUAUUUAUUUUACUUUAGAAUGUCUGCCUAUAAGAUUGGAUUAACCAGAGACUACAAAAUGUGUGUUUUACACAUAUUUUUUUUUUUUUAAUUUAAUAUGGAAAUUAUAAAUAAAUACUUAUAAUAAAUUAUUAAUAAAAUCAUUUAUUUUAGUUUUAUUUACAUUUGUAUAACAUAUUUUAAUGGAAGUAGACAUUUAUUAUAAUACAACUUUUAUUAAUUUACAAUAAUUGCCAUCAGGGAAUAAAAGAUAGCAUUUAUACAUAAGUACACAAUGUUAUAUUAAUAUAUUUCAUAUAUAUAUUAGACAUGAAUAAUUUUUUCCCUUAAUAAAUGAUCAAUCAAAGCAAUUUAUAAAACACUCAAUUUCUUUGUUAAAUUAGCCUAUGAUUUGGCUCAACAGUAUAACCAUUCAAUAAGGACUAUGAAAAACCUUAAAUAAACCAACGGCUAUUCUAAAACACUUUCAGCCCUGAAAAUGACUUACAUCAAUAGAAAUAUUGAUUAUUAAGUAAAAAUCAAUGUGUUCAUUUGUGUUCUUUUGUUAAUCACAGUGACUAAUUUCCAAUUUGAAUUUUAUCUGAUUCAUCCUAUCACAUCAGUCAUUAUCCAAUAUUUAAAAUAUAUAUAUGGUUAAAACAUUAACAAUAAUUUUCAAACCAUCCUCUUAAUGGUUCUUAAUCAAUCACAAUUUUAAUAAACAAUAUUCUGCCCAAUAUGUUUGAAAUGGAAAAAAAAAAAGUAUUUUAUACAGGUAAAAUACAAAUUUAAAUAAUUUUGGUAACAAGAGAAAUAAAUUCUGCACUUUUUAGUAUCAUUUAUGAUUAUUAUUUUAACACUAAGUUACAGUACACUUAUUGAUUUAGAUAAGAAAAUUUAUAUAUGAGUUUUUCUUACAUUGGGAACUAUUUAACAUUUAAUUAAUAUACAUUUAACAAAAUUAUAAUUAAAGUGUUUAUCAAAAUCCUAAAUGAUGAAGCCAUUGAGCUUAAAACUAUUAUUGCUUUAUUUUCUUAUACGAUAUUUUAAUGUUAAGUUUAAUAAUUAUUGUAUCACUAUUUUAUACAAUAAUCUUUUGAAAAUGUAAAUUUUAAUACCACUUUAUUGUCUUUCAGUCAUAAUAUUAUAUAUCAUAUAAUACAUUAGAUUGUUUUAUAUCUGAUCAUAAUCUCUUUAACUAAUACUAUAUUUUUUCACAUAAUCAUAUUACUUAUUUUAAAAUAACAUGAACUAUAUAAUCUUAAGUAACUAUAUAAUCACAGCCACCAUGUUACUCCUACCCUCAUAAGAACAUUUUAACACGUUAUAUCUGCAAGACAGAUCAUGGAAUAAUCUACCACAGAUUUGAUCUUAUUCCUAGAUUGGAGAAAUAUAAAUUUUUGACGAAGCCAUUGGGAAUAAAUUACAUUUAUCACAUAAACACAUAAGAAACUGUACUUAUUAUGUCACAAAGAGUACAGAAUAACUUAAAGCAACCUUCAGGGGUUUAAAAGUGAGCUCACUACACUGCUCCCACUCGUAAUAUUCAGAUAGCUGAAACUUGAUUUAUGUUGUUAUCGCCAUCUAGUUCCGAUUUUUAUUAUCUGUUUUUUUUUUUCUAAUAAUUUCAUCAUUUAUUUUUAAAAUGUGUAUAUGUGAAGGUUAAAAGCUUUUAUUCAAAAGAUAUCAAGGUUCAAAAUUUAAGGUAAUAACCUUAAUUUAAGAUAAUAACAGUAAUGACGUAAUUAUAGAGCACAGAAUAACAUGAGAAGAUGGGGCUGGGGCAGAUACGGGUUUGAUAACCGAAUGAAUUGUCGACAAAUUUUUGUUAACAACAUUUUUUUGUAUGUAAAAUAAAGAAUUUAAAUAUAUUUGCAAUAAAUAAGUCCAUUUGACCUUACAGGAAUUGAGGGCUUCGAGGAUCAUGUUAGUGGGUAGAAUAGAUCCUACCCAAACCCAGAGAUGGGCAAAUACUGUCAUUUUUUUAGUACCAAAUAAUUUAAUUACUGCUUCAGUUGACGUCAAACGAUCAACUGAAGUAGUGAUUGAAUGUCCAAUAGUGAUACAAUUUGAGUAAAAUACUUGGUGCUCAGUACUCAGAAUAGCAUUUGCCCAUCUCUGCCCCAGCCCCAUCUUCUGGUGUUAUUCUGUGCUCUAUAAUUAGGUCAUCACUGUUAUCUUUGAUCUUAAUUGUUUAAUAAAUUAAUAUUUUGGAAAUUAUAUAUUCUUUCAUCAUAAAAUAAUGCACUUCAGACAAUAUAAACAUAAUUAUAGAAAAAUCAUUUAAAAUCAAGGCACUUUCCUGUAAUAUAGUCUAUAGAGUUACUUUUACUUUUUAUCUUUCACAGGAAUCUAUUUUUAAGUGAAAUAUUUAAAAGAAAAAAUAAUUUGCACUUGAAGAACUUAGAUAACAUGGCAAUUCAUUUUUGCCCCCAUGAUCUUUAGUAAGUGCAUAAUUGUACCAAUACUGAUUGUUAAUACUUGAACAAUAUGAACAUUCAUCUUGUUGUCUCUCUUUGUUAAUGAAGUACCAUUUUAAGUUAUAUACUUUAUAGAACUCAAUCAUUCAUAAAUCUAGACAUAAAACUUAGGACUAAUACAAUAAUUGUGAAGACAAAUGUCACUGCAUCCAGCCAGAACAUGCGGAUGUAUGCCCAGUAGGAAGGUUGCUUGUAAUGCGUAAGGAUGUGGAUGAUGCAAGGCAUAGUUGUUGCUAGUGUGCAUUGUGACAUAAUUCCUAGGACUGACAGCACUAGUUGCAAGUCGGGCACCAAUAUUGAAAUAAUUACUGAAAAGAUAUCUUUAUUAGACCAUGUUUUUUUAAAUAUUGUCACAUUAUAUUAUUUACUUAUUUUGUCAUUCAUUGAUAUUUCUCUCUCUCUGGGAAAGUAUAUAAAAAGACAUAAAGUUAAAAUAUAAAGUAAAAAAUGAAAAAAGAGCUAUCAAACUUCUAAAAAAAUAUAUAAAUCAGUUAAGAAACAGCACCGGAAGAAUUGAGGGAAUGCACUGGGCUUAGACAGGCAAAGAAAUUUAUUAAAAGCCCCUCUUCCUCCAAAACAGAGUGGCUGCUGGGCCUAACUAGGAAAGAAAUCCGGCUCAUCAUCAGAGUACUAACAGGCCACUGCAGACUUAAAAGACACUUAAAGAUCUGUAGGAUAGUGGAUGAUGAACUCUGUAAUUUCUGCAGAAGUGCACCUGAAACUGCCCUUCACUUCAUAACGGAAUGUGACCGAUUUGCGUCACUCAGAUACAGACUUCUGGGAGCAGAUAGAAUCCAAGUAUGCAAAGCUGCCUCCAUUAAAUGGUCCAACCUUUUGAACUUCAUUAGAAGAACAAAAAGAUUUGAGACAGAAUAGAGGUACAAUAGACAACCACUGGUAGUAUCAAAGUUUGGGGUUGGCAAAAAGGACCAAUAUGCCCACUUGCCGAACUAAGUCCCCCCACCUGUAUCAGUAACAGCACCGGAUUGGGACCCAUAGCCUUAUCGGGUACUAUGGUGGCCCAAAAAUAUCUGUAACAUAUGAAUGUUUUAAAGAGUCAAAACAGACUGCUUUUACAGAUCAACCUUCACAUAAUCAACUGAUUCUUACCAGAGUGGGAAGGUCUUGGGCCUUCCACAAAAUAUAUUUCAACUCAUCCUUGACUAACGCCACUAGAUUCAAAGUUGUUACGGUUGUGAGCUGUUUUUUUUAAUCAAUUAAAAAAGGUUAUGAGAUUUAAUGGGAUGGGGUGACCCGGCAACCUGAUAGCCGAAGUUAUAAAAAAAUAAAAUAGUUUCGAGUUCAUUUCCUGGUGCAUUAAUCUACUACCCUCACCUCCUGGCCUGGGGAAACCCCGUAUAGCCUACAAAGGGAGGAAAGGAAAGACAAAAAAAUAAUUUAUUAUGAGUUUUAACACUCUAUCUCAGCAUUGGUUGUGCACAUGAGGUUAAAUAUUAUCUGUCUUGCAUAAAAUUAAUAAGUUUAAUUGAUGCACAUAGUUUACAAUUAUAAUUUGUUUUAUAAAAAAGUUUACUUCUAUUUUUUGUUUUUUAAACCACUUCACUCGACCAAUACUGAAUAGUUCCUCUUAAAAUAUUAAAAAGGCUGUGCAAAUUGCUUGAUAUUAAUAAUAGUAAUUGAGUUUUUUGGAUAAUAGCAAUCUAUUUGUGCUAUUUCGAUAAAAAGUUUAUUUUGUCCAUGAUGAUUUUAAAAAGAUUCAAAAGAUAAAGUCAAACUUGCACAUUUUCAGAUUCACUGGAUGUAUAAUACCAAAUUCACGAAAAAAAAAUUAAGUCUCGGAAGUUUGUGGACUGUAUAAAUAUAAAAAAAAUUAAUAUAAAUUGAGAGGCCCAUCAAGAUGCCAUUGGCGGAUCCAGAUGUUAGUGCUCCCUCCUGCCAUUAAAGAAUUAGAAAAUUAUAAUUUUUAGAAUAAUUUUAUAUUCUUAUCCUUAAAAAAAUAAGAUUUGUUCCAUUAUAGAAUAAGUUGGUAUUUUAUAUUUUGAAACUUAUUCUUCCUAAAUGGAAACACAAAAGAAUUCCAUAUGACCCUUAGAAACAGUUUAAUGUUGCUAAUCGUAAGUAUCAUUUUGAGAUUUUUUUAUUUAUAUUUAAAAGGAAUAUAAUAUAAAUCGGUUUUAUUUAUUUAUGUUAGUAGAAUUUUUAGCAGCUCGAUUAUUGAUCUGGUUAUUGGCCUGCUAGGUGAUUUAUUGCCGACUAUGGUAACAUUGUUGUACAGAGGCUUCCUGACGGAUUGCUUCAGGCUUUAUGCCCCACCAAUAAAUCUUUCUUGUGAGAUACCCAAUAGAAUAUAAAUACACCAUUUGGUGUAGUUCAUUAUUAGGUUUACAGCUUAUGAACCUCAAAACUUGAAAACAUUCAAGUGGCCUUUUAGGAUUAUUUUAUUUAUUUUUAUGUUGUAGUAUGACUCAAACUCAUCACAAUCUAUAAAACCAAGAUGAAGGUCAUGAAAAUGAAUCAUCUUUCUUCAUUAAAAUGUAGAUAUAUCUCUCUCAGGAAAUAUUGAAGCACAUUCCAUCUAUGUAAUGUUAUGCUUUGUAAAUAAACUAUUCCUGUGUUAAUGAAAAUUGCCCUAAAAUAUGAAACGGAGUUUUUUAAAAUACAUUAAAAACUUACAAGUAACUGUAACGAAGCUUAUUCUUAGGGUGUACAUUGCUAAAGUGCGAUAUCUGGUUACCCUUUUGUUCAAGUAAUCAUUCCAGAUUACAUUUACUCCAAUAUAUAAUGUAAUGGCCAUGGAAGUAAGCGCUGAUAAAGAAAGGAGAAUCUGUACUGCUGUGCUCACC